UGUCUAUGAUAAUUCUUAGCAUCGAUUUUACAGAAAUCUUGGCUGAAUAGUGAGGACUCUGCGCGUGAGUGCAAACCGCGGACCUUCACUUUCGGGGAUCUGCUGCUUAGGACCAUCCUGUAGACUUUUCAACGCGAUAAAUAGUGGCCAAAAAACAUCCUACCACCCAGGAAACCUCCUUUGGCGUCUACUGGGCGUGCAGCAAACUUCGUUCCAGUUAAAAUGCUAUCUUCUCUCAUUUUUUCCAGUUUUAUCUUCAGGAUAUUUUUUUUACUUUAGUCGACUACUGUUAUCAAAGGAUGACGAUUAACCGUUCCUGUUAGGGGAGCUCGCAGCCGCAAGGUUCAACAAGCGGGUGGUCGUGGGUUCGAAUCUCAGUAGAAUCUGGCCAUUUGGUUGUCAAAGGACUUUAACAUGGGUUUAUUCUCAGUCUUUCCAUUACAUACCCUUCCUCAAAGCUGAAUUAGUAAAAUACGAAGUGCCCUGCCAGUCGUUGCCAUCCAGUGUGAGAUAGAUCUCGUCAUCCAUCACCAGGUCGCGAUUUGCUUGGAAAAUCGACGUGACCAUCUUAUUCAACCGCUGCCGCUGCCGCUGCGCCAUUGCCUGCAGCGCCGAGACCAGUGGAUGAGACUGCCGCUGCCCGUAUGUUCAUGUUCGCCAGGCGUCAGCAAAAGCAGGCAAAUAGUCGGUGCUACCCGGCAGCAAUACGUUGUGUGUGCGCAUGUGUGUGUUUACAAGCACAAGCUGUAGGCAAACAAUCAGUUUAAUCUUUACGCCCAAUCACCGGUUUCAUCGCUUCAGGCGACAGUUUGCGAACAUUUCGUACUUCACUUUUGAAUAGAUUGGUUGGUGUAUAGAGUAUUCAAUUGGAUGUUUUACAAUGCCAGAGCAGAAGAAAAUUGAAUUUUUAAAAACUAUUCUACCGCAGAAGAUAUUGGAACAGUUGAACCGUAAUAGCGAUGAAAUUUUGCAUACAACUGUUAGUACUCCGGAACAUUUGGAUGGAUUCAUGUCUACUAUACAUCGGUUGGAGAUGACAGUCAAACGAAGUAACGAUGGAGGAAACAAUGAGCCUUAUGGUAAAAGUAAUGAAAGGUGACGAUGCAUUUAGGGAGCACAGCAAGGCAAAAGUUCAGUUUUCCAAUGAAAUUUUUAUCUAUACUGAAGUGCUCCCCCAGUUCACACAACUACUGUUAUCGAGUGGCAGUCCGAUUAGGGGUGACUCCUGGUGCCCAAGAGUACUAUACGGUGCAGCUGGAAAAUUCCCUGACUACAGUGACCAAUUCGAAACAAUGCUAGUAAUGGAAAACAUGACAUUGGAUGGAUUCAAAGCUGGACCACGACAAGAUUUGGAUGAAGAUCAUUUAAUGCUGAUGGCUAGAAAAAUUGCCCAAUUUCAUGCUUGCACAUAUGCCAUGAAAAUUAACAAAGACAAGAAUCUGGAUCGUCUCAUUGAAGGAAUUAUACCGCUGAAUUUUCUUGAAGAAGGAAAAGUAUUUCAUAGUUACGCUGUAUUGAUAAGAUUGGGGUUGGAACGCAUACUGGAGUACAUUGAGAAAAAUCCGAAGGAACUAGACACUGAGUCGUUCAAAAAGGAUAUGGUUAAGCUACGUGAUAAGUAUGGUAAAGCGCCAGUUAAUUUAAUGCAAAAGUUCUUGAAACGUGAUGACUACUCUGUGAUCCUGCACGGCGAUUACAAUCGCAAUAAUGUCUUGUUCAAAUACGAAAAUGACCGACCGGUGGAUGCUCGAAUGUUCGAUUUUCAAGAGAAUCGUUACGCGACGCCGGCCAUCGAUUUAUCCUUUUUUAUGUGCAUGAGUAUGCCGACUGGUUUGAGAGAACGUUUCUGGAAUCCUAUGCUACGUCAUUACCACGAAAGUUUGACCAAUACCCUGACUAGUAUUUUGAAUUGUAAAGCAGAUGAUGAAAAAAUACAGAUCUACAACUUUGAAAACUUCAUGAAACAUUUCCAACUGCGUGGUUUGUACGGAGGAAUGGUGGCGGCACAUUUUUUGCCCUGGAUGCUCUGUCCGGAAGACGAAUGCGCCCAACUUUCGUAUCAUUUUGCGAAGGACUUGGAUUCCCCUGAAAUGAAACAUUGGACAUUGGUUUGUGGAGGCGAAGCUGUAGACAAGCGCUUGGUGGAAAUUUUCCGACAUCUGAGUCAGCUAGGUUACUUCGGUAUAAUAGACGAAGAUUGAGCAUUAUCAUGAUAAUGCUAAUCAUAUAGUCGAGUUUCUCUAUUAUAGUUUUUAUCGAAAACGAUUUUACUGUUAAAAUAUUAAAAUAUAUAGGCUUUUUUUGUUUUACGAUGAUAUAA
Messenger RNA from Wyeomyia smithii (pitcher-plant mosquito), 2320 nucleotides. RefSeq lists its product as uncharacterized. The transcript has 3 exons. The coding region runs from base 1056 to 2201 and encodes 381 amino acids. The record is from RefSeq and is a predicted model, not a curated record. NCBI's taxonomy places the organism in Eukaryota, Metazoa, Arthropoda, Insecta, Diptera, Culicidae.